Molecule: messenger RNA, 1722 nt
Organism: Solenopsis invicta (red fire ant)
Lineage: Eukaryota; Metazoa; Arthropoda; Insecta; Hymenoptera; Formicidae
Product: protein ZBED8-like
Exons: 2
Coding region: 1-1722 (573 amino acids)
Source: RefSeq, a predicted model, not a curated record
AUGUCGGAAGCAAAAAAGAAGAGACGGCAAUACAGUGCGGAAUAUAUUAAAUACGGAUUUAUUGAAAAUCCUACAAAUCCAUCUUCGCCUUUGUGCCUUCUUUGUCAAAAAACAUUUUCCAAUGAAGCAAUGAAACCUUCUAGGCUACAAGAUCAUUUGAAUAAAAUGAGUUCAGAUAAGAAAGACAAAGAUGUGACAUAUUUUCAAGACCUGGAAAAGAAGUACACAGCUCAGCCGACUGUAUCAAAACUUUUUUCAGCAGCUUCUAAACAAGACGAUGACGGACUUCGAGCUUCGUACAAUAUCUCUUUGUUAAUUGCUCAAAAAGGCAAACCACACACUAUUGGCGAAGAGUUAAUUUUACCAGCAAUAAAAGAAGUUAUAACUACCGUGCUCCAUAAGCCAGCGACAGAUAUUAUCCGAAAAAUUCCUUUGAGCAAUAGUUCUGUGCAAAGACGAAUUGAUGAAAUGGCUGAAAACAUCGAAGAGUCAUUGUGCGAUUAUUUGAAGACAAAUCAAUUCUCAAUUCAGUUGGAUGAGUCCACUUUACCAACUAAUGAAGCAUUGUUGUUGGCAUACGUGAGGUUCAUUCAAGAUGAAAAAAUAUCUCAAGAACUAUUAUUUGCAAGAAAUUUAGAGACUGAUACGAAAGGAGAAACCAUAUUUAAUACACUGGAAAAGUUUUGUGAUGAGAAAAAAAUACCAUUGAAAAACAUUAUAUCAGCGGCUACAGAUGGCGCUCCGGCCAUGGCAGGGCGUCACAAAGGCUUCAUAGCAUACUUAAAAAACAAAGUUCCAGAUGUGCUCGCUGUACAUUGCGUUAUUCAUCGUCAACAUUUGGUUGCGAGAAAUUUGAGUGAACGGCUAUUUCAGUCACUGCAACAUGUCAUCAAAGCACUUUGUGUUGCUAAUGAUGAAGAUUUCAACCGAUUGCUGUUUCACACAGAAGUGCGUUGGCUAUCAAGAGGUACUUGUCUGACUCGAUUUUACAAUUUGUUUGACUCUGUGAUAGAGUUCUUGGAAAACAAAGACACAGAAUUGCGCGACAACAUCAUCACAUCAAAAAAUGAUAUUGCGUACUUGACAGACCUGUAUAAAUUGUUUAAUGAUAUCAAUCUCCAACUUCAAGGUAAUGACUUGAACUUGAUUAAAACAAAAAAUGUUGUUGCUGCUUUCGUAGCCAAACUCCUCUUGUACGUGAAAAAUAUUGGCAGACAUGAGUUCCACAAUUUCCCUAAUUUAGCAGCAGCAUCCUUUAACAACGAUGAUUUGCUUGUUUACUGCCAACAAUUGGAGAAUCUCCACAGCGAUUUCAAAGAUCGAUUCCAGGACAUUUUAAAAUUGGAAAUACCGGACUGGGUGUUGGAUCCUUUUUCAAAUGUCAACACUGCAGGAUCAUCCCAUUUGGAAGAAGAACUUAUAGAACUGACAACGAACGAGGAAAUAAAAAUCAAAUUCAAAAAUGGCUACCAAGACUUUUGGCUACAAAAGCCAAUCCCGCAAUUGUACCCUGGAUUGUGGUCGAUUGUUCAAAAGUUUUUGAUAGCAUUCUCAUCAUCGUAUUUGUGUGAACGUGGAUUUAGCACUGUGGCAACGUUGCUAACUAAAAAAAGAAAUCGUUUGCAUGUUACUGAAUGCGGUGACUUAAGGCUGUUUUUGAGUAAAUUUGAGCCUGAUAUUGACAAACUUGUUAAAAACCAUCAGAUUCAUCCUUCACAUUAG